Messenger RNA from Schistosoma spindalis, 5670 nucleotides. The record is from the annotation of a GenBank genome assembly. Lineage: Eukaryota; Metazoa; Platyhelminthes; Trematoda; Strigeidida; Schistosomatidae.
GUUCAAUAGGUCCGCAAUGUUGUAGACGGCGUCAAGAUAAAACUUAACGUUGCAACGGACCGAGACAUUGUGUAGCCUUAACUCCGUUUUAUCCUGCCUCUAAUACUCACUCUUCCCGAAGUUUCGUGAUAUUCACAAACUAUUUUCUCCUAAAUAAACUCUAACAAAGGAACUCAAUUGGUCAUCUUUUAUCAGCUAUUCCAUCUUUUCAUAAAGCGAACCGAUUAACGGUAAGAGAAACUAUAAAAAGAGCAUGGCAGCGUAAAUCAUGGGCUUAUUUCACUUAGUAAACUGUCUAGCGUUGGCUACCGGUCCUCAUUUGCUGGUAUACAAGUCUACCGGAAUACCAGAAAAUGAUGCUUUUUGGCCCUGUUGCAAAAUUGCAUGCGUGUACGCACUUACACAAAUUUUGAAGUUCUUUCUGGUCACUUUAGCUCCUCAUACCUAUUUAUCUAAGGGAGAUUCUAUGACAUUUGAUGUUUUUGGUAUAGUACUUGAGAUAAUAGUAAUCACUAUGAUUGUACGUGGAUCACUUUGUAGAAGUGAGUUCAAUGUAGUAGCAUCCAGUGUAGGCUGGUCAAUCGCUUCAUUAGUAGCCACAAGAUAUGUCCCGAUUUGGGUUGGUACGCGUGGACUAGAAUUCGAUUGGAAAUAUUUGUGUUUAAGUUACGAAGCAAACUUAGAUUUGGUUGAUACGUUUGUGAUGUUUUAUUCUGUUUGGUUACUGUCACGUCGCUCAGGCCCUACUUGGAGCACUCUAUUGGGCCUUCUCACCGUUAUUACGGGGCCAGCUAAAAGUAUAUUUUAUGCGUAAGUUCACUCUCAAACUUAGUGUAUAUCUUCGCAAUUACAUGAUGACGUGAUUUGAAACUUUUUUGUAUGUAGAAUGUAAUGACUAACUAGUUGGUUCUUUGGCGAAGAAUAGUAUAAACUGAAUCUCAGAAUGCCACUUACUGGAUAUCAAACUUAACAGUUGAUCAACCUUUUGUUCAACUAGCGGUUCACUUCCCAUUAUUUGUACGUCAGUUCAGUUCUUAUUCAAAUAGUUAAAUAACGCGAGCUGCAAUUAUAUAAUCCAGAACUGUCAUCAAAUUAGAAUCAGUUUUAUGCAAUGCUCUGUGUGUAGAAGGAAGUUAGAUAGUUUGAUAGAUGAAAUUAAACCUAGUAGUGUUGUGUAGUAAGGCCAACACUUCAUGCUUAUAAGAUUCUGUUGUCUCAAGUGAAAUAAUAUUUUUAAUUUAUUAGUGCCUUUGGAGGUGGUAUUUAUCACAAAGACCAAAUCGACAUGCGUUUACUCAAGUUCGACUAGUCUAGUUUCCGUUUAGUUAAAUCUUAAAUGCACAUCAGCCAGGUAUUUCCUUUGUAUUUCGUGAUAAGAAGUUGGUACGAAAUAUUCUGAGUCUCCUCUUUUCACCUACAGAGACCUAAUGUCACAACAGUUUAUCAUUUACUUUGAUAAAUUUAUCGAAUACAUUCUACUUCUCAGUAAAUUUUCAUACCAUCGAAGCACCAAUUAGCUAAAAUACUUAGUUCUAUAAAUUUUUCGUACGGCAUUUACUGUCCCAACUGGUUGUCCUGCACAGCAUUAGAAACCAAGAAUUUUGAUACGUUCAAUCCUUGUCUGGGAUCUCGUAAUUUAAAACUGACAGUCUAAACUAGCGGGUCACGAAAAAAAACGAUUUUUAGCCUAAGAUAUGCAAUUCAGCGAAACUUUCCAGUUAGUGACAGGUUGUUCAGUAUAACUAAAUCUAGUCAUAUUUCUUUAGUCAUCACACAUGUGCUUUUUAAUUGUACAAAUUAGUUAAAUAGUCAAAAGUAUUUUGAGUGUAAGUCUAAAAUGUAAUCGCAGUAGUGGCAAGAUUUCAUUUAUUAGAGUUUCUCAACGCAACACGAAAACCUUAUGCUACUACUCUUAAAUGUUAAGUCGUUUUGCAACAUUUAAUUAUAGUUUAAAGUCAACCAUUUGUCACAAGUCAAUUUAAAGUUGUAACUGUAAACUGAGAAGUCGAUGGAAGUGUAAAUGCUACCUUGAUGCAGUGUUCAGUUUCACAUACUGUAACAGGCAAGAUCAAGCAUUAUAGUUUAUAACAGUUAUUUCUCAAGACCCUAACGUCUUAGACAAAAGCUGAAGCAGCUAAUUAAGAUUCGAGAGCGAAGUCAUACGGGUGAACAUACUGAUAUAUAGUGGUAUUAAGGUUAUUCCGGAGAAUUACCGUUACUUUGAAUGAAACGCAAGUAAUAAAGACGGACUUUUAAAACAGCUUACCUCCUUAAUCUACACAUUUUUGGUACCGAGAUAUCAUUCCAAUGUAAACGACUAGCGGGUAUCUGCCUUCCAGGCCAGCAGCAUUUAAUUUUAUCCUGUCUGCUAUAAAACUUGGUCCGUCAACAAUUUUUCUAUCUCAAAAAUAUAUUUCAGGUGGUACUUCCUAAGAAUUUAAUUGGUUGUAAAUGGGAUUUUUAAUUCGACCUAAUCUGGGAUAAUCUUUAGUCAGUUAUGUAAACAAUGAUGACGUUUUUAAUAACUUGUAGAAUAAUAAUGGUUAUGGUGCUUCACUAGCGUCUUCUGAACUCAUUUCAGCGGUCUCCAAACACAAUAGUAAUCGAAGGAAACGCAAAUAUACAGAUGACUAAGCUUGUCUUCUUAAACGUGGCUACUGAAAGUUAAUAAAGUGAGAUUGAUUCGUUUCUUGACUCAUCAAAGAGAAGCAGAUUAAAAAUCGUCUCUCUGAAGCUAUCCGUACAAAGGACGGAUUAUCACUGUACUUCCAAACGAAGAGAAACAUUUCAAUCGUCUUUUUGUUAUUUUCCAAAUACCAACAAAAAGCCCAAUUGGGAAAUUAGUAACCUCUCCUACUCGAAACAAUGUUACGACGUCUAUAAUUACCUUAAUGCAAGGUAACUCAGAAAGUUUUGACAUGUUACUUCCAGAAAAUCUCUUAAAGUGAUGGCACAUUGUACUUAUAGCGGAGAGGUGGUCAGUAUAUGACAUGGUGUCGUGGUAUGAAAGAAAGCUGCAAAGGGCUAGCUUCUGUUGGUCCUUCACGACUCCCUGGUUGGGGUCCGAGAGACGGUGUAACGCAGUGGCUAGAGACGUCAUUAGAUAUGGCUCAGAAUAGAAGCCAAUGGCGAUCCUGCUGUAACCUUCUUUUACUUUCUUCAUAAAAAGUGGUUGUAUCUUCCUUACUGAAAGAUCUCUUCUGACUGUACCUUUCCGUUUCCCCCACCAUUGUUCUGUCUCUCUCCCUUUUUUAUUAUUCGCCACGUUCAUUACUUUUUUUCUCUUUUCUCCUUCUCUUCAAAUUAUCAUUGUUUUGUGUGGCGCAUAUAUAUUUGGUGCCCCCCUUGUACCAAUAUUUAUGUGUUCAAAUAAAAUAAUAAAUAACAUUGUACUUAUAGAGAUUGGUUGAUAUUAAAUAAUCGAGGGGCUAGUUACCAGCCCUCAUGCCCCCAAAUGCUCUGGUACGGCCGAGAGUGGGGAGAGUCAGCUCUCCCUCUCGAAAUGCUCUCACAUGGCCACGCGUAUACAACUGCUGCCAGGGAAGUCCUACUUACUGCCUUCUCGUGGCGGGGGUGAUGUUUACGAAAAUGAGAGAACGAAAACGAGUGUCCGGCACUUUAACCGAAUCCCAAACCAAUGGUGCACAUGGGCUCCAGUAUCCUGAAGGAACAAAUGGCGUAUGAAACAAUCGUCGGUCACCGGCUACCAUGGGACUGCAUCUCCUCACGAUGCUCCACUGCCUUGUGGAUCAGACGUUCAGGUCGAAAGCUCGGGGUAUGGUCCCCUAAGAAAACCACCUUCUUCGGUUUGGGCACCCGGGCAGUAUCACAGCCCUCACACAUAUCCAAUGAAAUCUGUGUGGCGCGUAUGUAUUUGGUGCCUUCUUGUACCGAUAUCUAUGUGUUAAAAUAAAUAAAUAAUACCAGCCCGCAUAGUCCUACUCUAUGAAAAAACGGAAAUCCCGUUUAAAUCGCUACAAAGUAAAGUCACAUCACGUGUAAACUAUUAGCUCCCUUAUUCACUCAAUUUCUAAUCCCGAAACCUGAAAUUACAAAGUCAGUUGUAGACCUGACUGUAGAUGUAUGAAUCUAAUAUUUUCUGGUGUUGUUACAUAGACUUUCUUCACUACAAGUAACUAAUCAUUAUUGAUCAGAAGACGGUAUUUAACCAAUAGUUCUUGCGACGAAAUUAAUUGAACAACCAAAAUAGAAGCGCUUCAAUUUUCUGAAGUAUGUACUCUAUCACUUUGAUUUCUUUCCAAACCACAUACUGUUUCUAAGCUUUUCGUUAUAAUUGACGCUACUGUUAUUAUUUUACUUUCUUGGUAUUCAUCUCCCCAUUAGUACAGCAAAUUUGACCAAUACAUAUAUGCUAGGUCCUACGCUGUAUAUGAUUGAUUAGCUACUAUACAGUUUUUGGUAGAUUCAGCUGUGAUAAGUUAGUGGCUGGCCUAACAUAUGUACAGAUACGGAGACUUCUAUUGAUUUUCGCUGAGUUACUGUGCAUAUAGUUCAGAUAAUUUCUUGAGUGAUGUCACGUACUAUUAGACUAAGCUAUACCAGUAGGUGCAAUCCUGCACAACUAAAGUCUGCUUACAUAAUAAUCUAUGUUCAAAGUAGAAAAAACCUAUCUAAUUCCCACAGGCUUUUUCAUCUUUUAUCUUCCUUUGAAUAUUGAGCUUAGGUACCAGCUCUUUUGCUUCCCGAUCUCACUCGUUCAUGAGCUCUGUUCUCGUUUAGUGUUUACUACAUGACAAAAAGGUACAACUGCCGUGUUUAUUGUUAAAGUAUCUGUACAAGAAUGAAAAGACAAUCGAAAUAUCACGAGUGUUAACUUAACACUUUAUAUCAAAACUAUCGUUAAACUUAUGUCCAUAAUUCCAAUAUUUAUUUCACUAAACUUUCCUCGCUAUCCGUCAGUAGAAUGUAAUGAAUAGAGCUCUUCCGUCGAUAACAGCCUUAACUAGGCAAAUAUUCAUUAACGGUCUGCGUCUGAAUAUUUGACGACAGCCGCACAAAACUAAUGUUUCAUUUAGAUUUCAUUCCUAAAGAAUUUACUUGGCUCUCGAUAGAUUUCUCUAAGCGAAUCUUUUAUAUAAGUACGUUUGUAUGUACGUCAUUGAACAUAAUGUUUGCUCAAAAAUGGUACGAGGACUACUACUUAUCCAGUCCUUAAAAAGAUUGCGAGUAAAAUUCCUGUAGAUCUUAAAUGUUUUUUAACACAAUAAUUUUGUAGUAUUCUCGCCUUUUAGAUUAUUAUCCCAUGAAAUCGAGAACAUCUUCGUAACUCUCGCGAUAAAAACAAUCAUUUGUAUUAUCUUUGGAGUUACAACUAUGAUAAUACGGUUACAAAGGCAUACUGAUCGAACUGAAACCCGGGAAUCGCAAGGAUUGUUCACCAUUAUUCGCUUGUUAUACCAGUUGAUAACGGGACGAUACGUAUGUGCGUACAAAAGUCGAGACACAAAAUCCAGCUCAUCAGUGUUUCUCAAAAAUGUAAAAUGAAAAAUUUGUUUCAAAACGUUUGUCUACAAACAAAGUCUUUCCACUGAGCAACCUACAAUUAAGAAAAUGAUUAUUCUAGCGUUAUUUAUACGUAUUUUGAAAACAGAAAAUGUUUAAAAUGCUAGUUUCUUUAAUAAAAUAAAUGUGAUGUAAUCUAAGGGUUUG